AUUAUACUAAGCUAUGCUAAAAGUGGUACCGCAGACCUGGAGAUCGGCAGAAUGGAUUCCAAAAUGGUAAAAAGCAAAUGUUUAAGUCUAAGGCAGCUGGAAAAUGAGCCUAUUUUUAAUAAAAGUUAAGUUGUGUGUCCCUUUAAAUUCAAUUGAACUGUUUUCACAUGCAAUGUGAUGUCUAAACCUAGGGCUCUGGGAAAACUGGCGAAGGACAAGCCUAACACCUGGGACCUGUAUUUGGAUGCAGUGAUGUUCGGAAUCAGGACAAAAAAACAGAUAACUACCAAACACUCUCCUUAUUUCCUUAUGUUUGGGAGAGAGGCACGCUACCCCUCAGAAAUUCCUGAGCACUACCAGGUUGACAGGGCAGUGGAGGAAGUGGUUGCAAAAGAGGAUGUGUUCUCUGGAAUACACCAGCAAGAAAAAAUAUUCCAGGUUUUACGAAAACAAAAUCUGGAUGCAGUAGAGAGAAAAAAUCAAGAAAGCAGAGAAAAAAACCAGGGUCCACUGUUUAACACUGGUGAUCUAGUAUGGCGACAGAAUGUUAGAUCACAGCAACGAAAAGGAGGAAAGCUUGAUCCUGACUUUCUUGGGCCUUUUACAGUUUCCAGAGUUGAGGGAAAAUCUGUUGACCUUGUGGAUAGCUGUGGCAAGGUGCUCCCAAAGGUCAGCAUGGACCAUCUGAAGCCAUAUUUAGAGGAGAUGCCAAGAAUCCCUCAUAAGAUUAAGGCAAAGAAAAAUGGUCAAGACACCACCACUGCCUCCACCACCACCAUCACUGACUCCACUACUUCUGCUGCCACUUUCAUCACUGGCUCCACUAAUACCACCACCGCCUCUGCUGCCACUGUCACUGGCUCCACUAAUACCACCACCGCCUCUGCUGCCACCGUCACUGGCUCCACUAAUACCACCACCGCCUCUGCUGCCACCAUCACUGGCUCCACUAAUACCACCACCGCCUCUGCUGCCACCGUCACUGGCUCCACUAAUACCACCACCGCCUCUGCUGCCCCCGUCACUGGCUCCACUAAUACCACCACCGCCUCUGCUGCCCCCGUCACUGGCUCCACUAAUACCACCACCGCCUCUGCUGCCCCCGUUACUAGCUCCACUAAUACCACCACCGCCUCUGCUGCCACCGUCACUGGCUCCACUAAUACCACCACCGCCUCUGCUGCCACCGUCACUGGCUCCACUAAUACCACCACCGCCUCUGCUGCCCCCGUCACUGGCUCCACUAAUACCACCACCGCCUCUGCUGCCACCGUCACUGGCUCCACUAAUACCACCACCGCCUCUGCUGCCCCCGUCACUGGCUCCACUAAUACCACCACCGCCUCUGCUGCCCCCGUCACUGGCUCCACUAAUACCACCACCGCCUCUGCUGCCACCGUCACUGGCUCCACUAAUACCACCACCGCCUCUGCUGCCACCGUCACUGGCUCCACUAAUACCACCACCGCCUCUGCUGCCACCGUCACUGGCUCCACUAAUACCACCACCGCCUCUGCUGCCCCCGUCACUAGCUCCACUAAUACCACCACCGCCUCUGCUGCCACCGUCACUGGCUCCACUAAUAACACCACCGCCUCUGCUGCCCCCGUCACUAGCUCCACUAAUACCACCACCGCCUCUGCUGCCACCAUUACUGCCACCACCGGAUCCUCCAAUUCAGUUGAAAAUUACAUAAGAGAUGCUUGGAAUGGGAAGUCUUUUCACCUGCUACUCUCAAGAAUAGGACCGUAUAAAUUUUUUUUAGCAAGAACUGCCCCAAAUAUGGAAUUAGAGGAUUCGGUUGUGAAUUCAUAUUUAUUGAUUCUCGUGAGAAGAUAUAAUAGUACCCAUCUGGAGCAGGCAGUCUCCAUAGAUUCAUUUGAAAUGUCUAGAAUCUGGAGAAAUGAAAAGUCCAAAUUGAAGAUUGAUCCCAUGAGGUUUAACCUUCUUUUGGGUAUUGUGAAUGAACACCAUCAUUGGAUUCUAAUGAUACUUUUCCCACAACAGCAGAGGACGAUUCUGCUGGAUCCUUUCAGAGCAUCCCCUUCAAAGCUGAGAAGAUGUCUUAAAUCCACAAGGACAUUCAUACAGGACAGAGGUUAUCCACCAGAAAAGUGGACCUGUAAAACACUUCCUCAUCCAUUGUAAAGAGAUUCAACUUCAUGUGGAGUGUUUUCCCUGAAAUUUGCUGAAAAGAUCCUUUGUGAUGAGACAGUUGACCGAAUUGAAUUCCCUUCAAGUCAAGAUGACAUUGAAAAGUACAGGAAGGAGAUAGCUCGCACAGUUCUUGAAGAGUCAGAUGAUCUGUCAAAGAUGUGUCACUACUGCGGCUUGCAAGAUGAAUUACCACCUAAAAGUUCUACAAACAAACAUGACUCCACUAUCAACUGGAUUGUGUGAAAACUGCGGCAGAUGGUUUCAUCAGGACUGGAAAUGUGAAUACCUUCCUUUGCCCAGAAUGCAUUUAAACUUGCGUUAACUUUUACCUCUACCCUUUUAAUCUAUCAUCAUCUUAGUCUUGCACAUAGUAUACAAUUUAAUGUUGUGCUAGUCUGAAUUAGUAUUAUAUAGUUAUUUAAUGAUUCUUCGUACUAUUGUGUAAAUAUAUUACAUUGUCUGUAAAUCUUCUUGUGAUAAAGCAUUUUGACCUGAUGUUAACACUUACACACAUACAGCAGGG
This is a messenger RNA of Misgurnus anguillicaudatus (oriental weatherfish), 2680 nucleotides long. The record is from RefSeq and is a predicted model, not a curated record. NCBI's taxonomy places the organism in Eukaryota, Metazoa, Chordata, Actinopteri, Cypriniformes, Cobitidae.